CUUCAGAAUUGCCUGAUCGCAAAGUUUAGAUGGCAACGCAUUAACUUAGGAAAACUGGAUCCCCUGGCCACCAGGGAUAAAACCAAAGUCCUAGGACAGUUUUCCUUUCCUUGGAAACGCUUGAUGGGGUCUGAGGCGAUCCCCCUGGGUGUCCAUGAGCUGGCAGUUAUGGCUGUGGCCUUUGGGUCCUGCUGGGUGGCGGUCGCAUGCAGCUCCUAUGAGGCCCGUGUCGCCAGUCGGCGAUGUCCGACUGGAGUUGUCGCCGCCGCCGCUGCCACUGCCGGCCGUGAGCGGGUCUCUGGUCAGGUCGUCCGGGCGUCUCAUGGCCGCGAGCAGCCCCCUGGUGUCCGACCGGCUGCGCCUGCCGCUCUGUUUUAUCGGCGUCUUUGUCUGCUAUUUCUACUAUGGAAUACUGCAGGAAAAGAUAACAAGAGGAAAGUAUGGGGAGGGAGCCAAGCAGGAGACGUUCACUUUUGCCUUAACUUUGGUCUUCAUUCAAUGUGUGAUCAAUGCUGUGUUUGCCAAGAUCUGGUGGAUCGCACUCGGAGCUGGCUCUAUGCUGCCUGUUCUAUAUCCUAUCUGGGUGCCAUGGUCUCCAGCAAUUCAGCACUACAGUUUGUCAACUACCCAACUCAGGUCCUUGGUAAAUCCUGCAAGCCAAUCCCAGUCAUGCUUCUUGGAGUGACCCUGUUAAAGAAGAAGUAUCCAAUGGCCAAGUACAUGUGUGUGUUGCUAAUUGUGGCUGGAGUGGCCCUUUUUAUGUACAAGCCCAAGAAAGUAGCAGGGAUGGAAGAACACACAGUUGGCUAUGGAGAGCUGCUUCUGCUAUUGUCUCUGACCCUGGAUGGACUGACCGGUGUUUCCCAGGACCACAUGCGGGCUCAUUAUCAAACAGGUUCCAACCACAUGAUGUUGAACAUCAAUCUUUGGUCAACAUUGCUGCUGGGAGCUGGAAUCUUGUUCACUGGGGAACUCUGGGAGUUCUUGAGCUUUGCUGAAAGAUACCCGACCAUCAUCUAUAACAUCCUGCUCUUUGGCCUGACCAGUGCUCUGGGUCAGAGCUUCAUCUUCAUGACCGUUGUGUAUUUUGGUCCUCUGACCUGCUCCAUCAUCACCACAACUCGAAAAUUCUUCACCAUUUUGGCCUCUGUGAUCCUCUUCGCCAACCCCAUCAGCUCCAUGCAGUGGGUGGGCACUGUGCUUGUGUUCUUGGGUCUUGGUCUCGAUGCCAAGUUUGGGAAAGGAGCCAAGAAGACAUCCCACUAGGAAGAGAGAGAGACUACCUCCACUGCAAGAACUUAAGUUAUUAUCUCGAGCAGUGAUCUCUCGUGGGGAAAUGGACACAAUAGGAAUAAGGAACUGGGUUCCAGUCUGUUUU
This is a messenger RNA of Talpa occidentalis (Iberian mole), 1378 nucleotides long. RefSeq names its product solute carrier family 35 member B1 (gene SLC35B1). Gene Ontology annotation, cellular component: Golgi membrane; endoplasmic reticulum membrane. Gene Ontology annotation, molecular function: UDP-galactose transmembrane transporter activity; UDP-glucose transmembrane transporter activity. The transcript is spliced from 9 exons. The coding region runs from base 124 to 1266 and encodes 380 amino acids. NCBI's taxonomy places the organism in Eukaryota, Metazoa, Chordata, Mammalia, Eulipotyphla, Talpidae. Gene Ontology annotation, biological process: UDP-galactose transmembrane transport. The record is from RefSeq and is a predicted model, not a curated record.